Vanrija pseudolonga is the source of this 1263-nucleotide messenger RNA. RefSeq lists its product as uncharacterized. Lineage: Eukaryota; Fungi; Basidiomycota; Tremellomycetes; Trichosporonales; Trichosporonaceae. The transcript has 4 exons. The coding region runs from base 30 to 1169 and encodes 379 amino acids. The record is from RefSeq and is a predicted model, not a curated record.
UAUUGAUCGAAAUCUCACCCAAUAUUGCCAUGUCGAGCAGGUCAGGCAGGACAAGAUCCAGUGCGGCCAGUGCAACCCGAGAAAUCACUCGCCUGCUCGCAAGCGACAACCCUUCACGUCACGACUGUCUUUUCGCCCAGCUCCAUCUCAUCUACGCCUGGCUCCUCUCCACCUCUCGCGCACACCCGCGCACCAUGCUCCCCUCGCGGCCAUGGCUCGGGCUGAUACUCUUGUUGUCGGCCUUGUCGCUGCUCGCCGUCGCUGCAGCCCAAGACGCCACCCUCGCCAUCACGUCGCCCAACGCCUCGAGCGUGUGGUCGACCACCGGCGCGCAGAUCAUCACCUACAGCGGCAUACCCCCCGACACGGACGUGCGCGCAAACGCCACACUCUCCCUCGUGCGCAUCGGCAGCGCGUACACCAACGCGACGCCAUACCCCCUCCGGUCGGGCGACUGGGACGUGUACGACGGCGCCGUGGUGGUCGACACGACGCGGAUCGGCAUCGGCGCGAGCCCGCUCACGAGCGGCGCGCUCCAGCCGGCCCAGGUGGGCGGGUUCCGCCCCGGCGGAGGAUACCAGGUCCUCCUUGAGCUCGGCGGGCAGCGCGCGCUGUCCGCCCCGUUCCUCAUCGACAGCACGGGGACGAGCUGGAACAUGCGUGUCGGGCUGCCCCGCCUCGGCGCGCGGUGGGACGUCACGGGCCCGAUCACGGUCGAGGUGGUGAUUUCCCAAGCAGCAAAUAUCACAGUCACAACGGCCCUAGGCAUCAGCGGCGCAGAGCACUGGUUCCACCCGCUCCCGAACUGGCCGCCAAAUGCCAUGUCGCUGCUCGACGUGAGCGGCAGCUGGAACCGCACGCGCACAAUCACGUGGAACAUUACCGCCGACUGGCUGCGCGCAUACACGGCCGCCAACAGCCAGGGCGGGGUAAGCCAGCAGGCGACCCAUGUGGCGCUGUACAACGCCCGCCGCGGGCUCGAGGGGGAUAAGUGGUCCGAUAGCGCCCAGGAGAUGAACGCCAGCCUCGUCAGCCGGACGGUCGGGAACGCGACGCGGCUUGGCCAGAGCGUCGAGUUCUUAGUCAUCAACGGCGCCAGCAAGCUCAGCGUCUCCUGCACCGCUGUGAUCGCCGCUAUGGUGAUCACGGCUGUCACCACACUGGCAUGACCCUGGCAGUGGCCGUGCACGACCCCGCCACCUCAUCACAUCCUCGCACUGGUUUCUUGUCCCGCCCUCUUCACGCCGGCUCCACCACGUCAAC